UGGUCAGCACCCCACCGUCCACACAAAAUGCGCCCAGCGGCCCUGUUCCCGCUGGCGUUCCGUGACGUUCUUAAAUCUCUUUUGUCGGUGCCCGCGCGCUCCUUUGUUCGGCCCAUUUCUAUUACUCAACCGGUUACCUACGAUUUUCUCUGCCCGCUAUUCAGACGACCUUAUCGCUCUCAAUUAUCAAAACAGCCCACAAACCCCUUCAUUCCUGUGCGCCCGGCAUUCCGGGGCGAAUUAAUUUUUACCGCGCGCCAAAAUACCUCUUGCAGGACAAUUGCGCUCGGGCGGUUUGCACCGCGUCAGCGCAGUUCUGGGGGGGCUUCCGCGACAUCCUCCUACCACGAGGGGGUCUACCUGUCAGGAGUGGGUACCUGCAGCAGAUGGGAGAUAGAGAAGCUACCAAAGGCAUGACUUCUCCGACUGUGCCCAAGGCGGAGGAACAUGGAGAACACUCGUCCGGCUCCGUUGACUCGACCCCGGAGGCAGAGCCUGUAGAGCAAGAGACUCCCCAAACUCAGGAGCCCGGUCAGCAGCAGCAGAAGAGAAAAGGAGGACGUAAGCCGAUAUACGCGACCUCUGAAGAACGCAAGCAGCGCAACAGGCAGGCGCAAGCCGCGUUUCGAGAGCGACGGACAGAAUACAUCAAGCAGCUAGAGAGCACCAUAAAAAUACAUGAGGAGAACCUGCAGAACCUGCAGCAGAGCCACAGGAGCGCUGCCGACGAGUGUCUGAUGCUGCGAUAUAAGAACUCGCUACUUGAGCGGAUACUGUUGGAGAAAGGAAUCGACGUUCAAGCAGAACUACGUGCAAAGGGCGGUAGCCCGAACCUAGGGCCGAUCAGACCACCGGUCUCUGCAGCACCGCUGACGCAGCCUAUUCAACGCUAUGCAGUCAACAAGUACGCGCAAAACCGCAGAUCGUUAGGCAGCGUGCCAAAGGCCGGUUCGCCGACACAACCCACGAACAUUUCUCCAAACAUUCAGCCUACUCCUACAUCACGGAUCUCCUCUCCGGCCAUCUCGACACACCGAUCACCAAACUUCCUUCCGCAACCUAAUGGGCCUAUAUCUCCGGCAUUUGGCCCGGGUGGACAACAGCAGAUACGUCCACAACCACAGCAGCUCCGGCCUCAAUUCAAUCCACCACCACCUCGGCCUCAGCUAGCCACAACAGGAUAUCCGUCGAGCGCGUCUACGAUCAACAGUGCUGCAUCUGGCGCUUCAGCCGCGUCAAACUCAGGACCGAAUGCAAAUCAUGCGCAGAAUUCAAACAGCUUCUACACUUCCCCAUUUCAAGCCCAUUAUGAUCAGCUAGAACAAGAGUACGAACAAGCGGACGACAUGUAUGAGGAUCAAGAUUCGAACGAUCAGUCAGCAGGCGCAGGCGCCUACCCAAAUAGUUUCGCAAUGCCUGGUCCCAACAUGCCACAAUCGCACCCUUCGGCGAACCAAACACCACAGAUGUCCACCAACGGACAUCAUCCACUACAGCCUCAGCCAACACAACAUACAGAUGCCACUGCUCAAUUCGGCGGCGCCGCGAUGAACACAGGCUACGAUCCGUAUGACCCAAUGCUCGACGCCGACCCGUUUGGAUUGUCUGCAAGCAUGCAUUUCCCAACUCAGUUUUCCUUUGACACUACUUCAAGAUGAGUCGUUUGGUACGGACGUCUUCAUCAGCACAAGAUUGUUGAUAUCCCACCCCAAUUGUUUGGUCUAGAUUUUCGGUAUCUUCAGUUCGAUACCCACGUCCACGGCGUUCCCGACAGAAGAGGUGCAUGCUUUUCGUGCCUUUUGUUCGGGCAAAACAAAACAACCAUCAGUAACGCAUCUUAAUGAGACGAUGAAUGUUCGCGAAGGCAACAGACUCAAUGUGUUGUUGACUAUCAUGCCGGGAAGGCUUGAAUGAACUUUCUGAAGGCGGCCAAUGCUUGCGUUGUAAUUGCGUUAUCUGACCGUUGAAAAAAGCUUCAUGUUGUUGCACACCUCGAUACCUCACCGCGCACUCGUGUCCAUAAGUAUUUGAUUGCGCGACCCCUGGGAUAUAUCUUUGCACAAUCUUAACGUAUUGUGAGCAAAUGCAAGAAAUCAAACGUGAUGAAGUGAAUCAUUGAUAGCCUGUUGUUACGGAUGACAUCUCAAAGUUCCGGAUCUCCGACGUGUACUUCGUACCAAAAAACGCCAGUGUCUCCAGCGCGUAUAAGUGGGCUUGAG
Verruconis gallopava is the source of this 2219-nucleotide messenger RNA. RefSeq lists its product as uncharacterized. NCBI's taxonomy places the organism in Eukaryota, Fungi, Ascomycota, Dothideomycetes, Venturiales, Sympoventuriaceae. Gene Ontology annotation, molecular function: transcription cis-regulatory region binding; DNA-binding transcription activator activity, RNA polymerase II-specific. The coding region runs from base 387 to 1658 and encodes 423 amino acids. The transcript is spliced from 4 exons. The record is from RefSeq and is a predicted model, not a curated record. Gene Ontology annotation, cellular component: RNA polymerase II transcription regulator complex.